Annulohypoxylon maeteangense is the source of this 2189-nucleotide messenger RNA. RefSeq names its product nucleolar GTP-binding protein. Lineage: Eukaryota; Fungi; Ascomycota; Sordariomycetes; Xylariales; Hypoxylaceae. The transcript has 3 exons. The record is from RefSeq and is a predicted model, not a curated record. Gene Ontology annotation, cellular component: nucleolus. The coding region runs from base 187 to 1950 and encodes 587 amino acids. Gene Ontology annotation, molecular function: GTP binding.
AUUCGGAGGAAUUGAGAUGCCAAGACACUAAUCUAAUCGAUAGUAAGCUAAUGGAAAGAAGAAAAAAAAAGUUCCAAGUCCCCACCAGCCUUUUUUCUUUACUUCUACGAACCAUCUUCCAGUCUUUCCUCCCUCUACCAUUUCCCUUCUACCAAACCUCGCCUGCUCAUACCAAACUUGGGCGCAAUGGGUACUGGUAAGAAAGAACGUAGCCGGCUGGCCCGGCAGGGCAAGUCGGGUACGGGAAUGGACAACAUCAAGGUCAAGGGCGAGAAUUUCUACCGCACUGCGAAGAAGGUCAAGACCUUGAACAUGCGAAAGGAUGAGGGCAAACCAGUUCGAAAUGCCGAUGGCAAGAUCAUACAAGCUGCCAAGUACCAAUCCAGAGAUAUACCGUCUGCUAGGGUCGAACCUAACAGGAAAUGGUUUACCAACACCCGUGUCAUCUCGCAAGACUCCCUUAAGGCUUUCCGCGACGCGAUGGCUGAGAAGGCCAACGACCCUUACCAAGUUCUCUUGAAGUCGAAUAAGCUACCUAUGACUUUGAUCAGGGAUGACACGAAUACUCAGAAUGGCGUAAAGCAACACAAGGCCAAGAUGGCAAUUGAAAGCUCUCCGUUCGCCGACGCCUUUGGUCCUAAAUCUCAGCGGAAGAGAGUGAAGUUAGGCGUAAGCAGUCUGAUGGAUCUGGCCGAGGAUACCGAGAAGAGCAUGGACACAUAUAAGGAGCGUCUUGAGCAAGCAAGACUUCUGAGUGGCAAUUCCGGAGCUGGAGCUGAUGGUGAUGGUGAGGGCCAGACCACUGCCGAGGGUGCCCUUACUAUGGCCAUUGAACCUAUCUUCAAUAAGGGUCAGAGCAAGAGAAUAUGGAAUGAGCUCUACAAGGUUCUUGAUGCAUCGGAUGUUGUCAUCCACGUACUUGAUGCUCGCGAUCCUCUCGGUACUCGAUGCCGCAGCGUUGAGAAAUAUCUUAGGGAGGAGGCGCCACAUAAGCACCUAAUCUUUGUCCUAAACAAGACCGACUUAGUACCCACAAGCACAGCUGCUGCCUGGGUUCGCAACCUCUCUAAAGACUACCCCACUCUUGCUUUCCAUUCAAGCAUAACGAAUCCAUUCGGCAAGGGUUCUCUAAUUCAACUUCUCCGACAAUUUUCACAAUUACACUCGGAUCGCAAACAAAUAUCUGUCGGCUUAAUAGGAUAUCCCAAUGUGGGGAAGUCAUCAAUCAUUAAUACCCUGCGGAAAAAGAAGGUUGCUAAGGUAGCUCCUAUUCCCGGCGAAACUAAGGUCUGGCAAUAUGUCACGUUGAUGAAGCGGAUAUAUCUUAUUGAUUGUCCGGGUGUUGUCCCACCUAACCAGAACGAUACCCCUCAGGAUAUCCUCCUUCGUGGCGUGGUUCGAGUUGAGAUGGUGGAGAACCCCGAGCAAUACAUUCCGGCGCUUUUGUCCAAGGUCAAGCAGCACCAUAUGGAGCGUACGUACGAAAUAAAAGGGUGGACUGAUCACACCCACUUCCUAGAGCUUCUUGCUCGAAAGGGUGGUCGCUUAUUGAAGGCCGGCGAACCAGACGUAGAUGGAGUUGCUAAGAUGGUAUUGAACGACUUCAUGCGAGGCAAGAUUCCAUGGUUCACCCCGGCGCCCGUUGUAGAAGGGGAGGAAGGAAAAGUCAUAGAAGGCCGUGAAGGUAGACUCGGUGAAAUGCCAAGGAAGCGAAAGAGAGAUGACUUGGAGAGUGUCCCCGACGCAUCCGUGGCCGCAUCGGCUACAUCAGUUGCAGACGAAGAAAGUGAAAGUCAAGAUGAUGAAGAAUUCGAAGGUUUCGGCAGCGGCAGCGAGCAGUCAUCAGAAGAUGAAGCCGAAGCUGGAAUUGAAGACGAUGAGGAAGAUAUGAUACCCCUGGAAGAGCUGAGCGACAUUGACAGUGAAUCCGGCGACGAGGAGGAAGGAUGAACAAUGGCUUUGAACGCGACAAAAUAGUCGGUUUGACCAACCGCCGCUUAUAAGCUUCCUAGCCUAGGAUAAUUCCAGCUUACCUUCCAAUUCCAGUGUCGCCAGGGAUGAGGCAAGCGGACCGACAACAAGGUCAACAGCACUCCCGUCCCUCCAUUUUAACUAGUUGGAACGAUUGUCCUCUAGUGACAUCACAGACGUCCUCCACCUACUAGACACCCUUUAGUUGCUAUUUGGAU